Clarias gariepinus (North African catfish) is the source of this 5304-nucleotide messenger RNA. It is a transcript of the gene adcy3a, whose product is annotated as adenylate cyclase 3a. Bases 1584 to 5024 code for a protein of 1146 amino acids. Gene Ontology annotation, molecular function: adenylate cyclase activity. Gene Ontology annotation, cellular component: plasma membrane. The record is from RefSeq and is a predicted model, not a curated record. Gene Ontology annotation, biological process: adenylate cyclase-activating G protein-coupled receptor signaling pathway; intracellular signal transduction; cAMP biosynthetic process. NCBI's taxonomy places the organism in Eukaryota, Metazoa, Chordata, Actinopteri, Siluriformes, Clariidae. The transcript is spliced from 20 exons.
UUGUUAUCCAUGGAAGAUCCUCAGUCCCCUUCUCAGUCCGUGCCCGUGUGAUGUAGAGCGGGGUGUGAACUGAGAUGGGGCAGGAGGGUGGGAGGAGAGAGAGAGAGAGGGAGAGGGAGAGAGAGAGAGAUGACUGGAUAUACGAGUCUGAGCCACUUUCUUCGCCUGUUUAAUUGUUGAAAGCUGAGAACCGCAACACGCGGUGACUUAUAUCGGGAAAACAGAACAGGGGCAUUUCCCUCACAAUCAUGAGUAUGGGCUUCUGGAUUUAGAGAGAUCGCAAGGCGUAUCUCCUGUGGCAUUUCUGUGGAUAAAAUUCCCACGACAUCAAGGACUGAUCUUAUGCUGAUUAACGACAGAUCGCGAAAGCACGUUCCGGGGAACAGGGUGCAGACUUCCCUGAUGUCGGCAUGUUGUGGAUCCUGUGCAGAUUACGUGGGAGCUCACUGUGAACGAGACUGGAGUGCUGUUUCAAUAAAGCAAAACUGAAAACCACAAGGAAGCAUCGGUGCAUUUGGGAUUUUACUGCUCUCUGUGACAGACUGCGUUUCAGGGCAGAAGAAAAUCACCACGUUUUUUUUGUUUUUUUUUUAACCCCCAGUGUGACACUUUGGGACAUCGGACGCCUGGCUACAAUGGCACAAUGUGCGCUACUGACUGUGUCAGAUGGAAGAAAGCGUCUGUUUUCAUUUGUGGUUUAGCCAAUCCGCAUUUCCACGUUUCACGCCAUGCACACAGCCUCUCUCUCUCUCCGUCCGUCCUGAGAGCGCAACAUGUAUUUCCUGUAAGUGUUUCUUCCUCUCCUUUUCCCACGGACGACUGUGGAUCCUUCGGCGUAAUGGACGGAUAGCGAACACACGACGAACGCAAACAAGCGGAAUUCACUUAGCAGUCAUGUGAAAGCGGGAUGAUAUACGACGUUAAACCACGAAGGCCAUUUUGAUAACGGCAGAGGCUUUCCGUGCAAUAUUGCAUUGCGUUUUCGUUAGCGUCUCAGUCAUAUCCAUUGGACUUCUUCUUCUUCUUGGGAAAACGCAGUCACCUGAGCUUAAUUUUACUUCUCCAAAGCAUGUGUUACACCUGAAAGAGGAGAAGAAUAAUUUCAUCGCUUCCUUCCUGAAUCCUGCGUUCAUUGUCUCCGCGAGGCUUCACCAUGGAAACCUGGCGCGAGCGACCAUGAUGGCAAACCGGGCAGGAAGCACACACAGCGGCUCAUAUGUAAACAACCAUGGCUAGAGGGACACAUCUCUCCUAAACAGACCCCCUCCCCUAUAUGGACAACUGAGAUGCAGUCUGUGGCCUGCCUGCUUUUUGCACAUCUUCCUGAAAAAAAAAAGUGUUUCUGUACUAGGCUACUAUUUCAAAUGCCAAAGUGUUAAUUCUUACAAGUAACCAACAAAAAAAACCCAGAUUGAUGACAAGAAUUUGUGUGAAAUAAAAUAAAUGUACGUGCAAGAUCCAGUUCCACUGCAGGGAGUGACGAUCAGGAGACCACACUGUCUGCAGAUGUAAUUCUCAGGUCGAAAGCUUGUUUGACAUGGGUGUUAAGAGGGUGCCAGACAAGCCAGCACAAUGCACUUGUAAUGUCCUGUUUAGGAACUGGUUAUUUAAAGAGUAACAGAAACAAUAAGGAUCUAUUUUUCAUUCUCCAUUUAGUGUAUUGGGUCUUCAAAAUGCCUCGGAACCGGGCCUUCUCCGAGCCAGAAUACUCUGCUGAGUAUUCGGCAGACUGCUCGGUCACGUUGCCAUCUGAUCCAGGCCAAGCAGUGGGAAGAACCCAUGAGGUCACCGUGCGUAACUCAGGCUGCUGUUUGUGUCUCCCUCGUUUUAUGCGUCUCACAUUCACCCCAGAUUCACUAGAGAACCUUUACCAGACCUAUUUUCGGAGACAGCGGCAUGAAACCCUGCUGGUCUUGGUGGUGUUUGCAGCCCUCUUUGACUGCUAUGUUAUUGUUAUGUGUGCUGUGGUCUAUACCACUGAUAAGCUGGCGUCAGUGGCAGUGGCCUGUGUAGCAUUAGCUGUGGACAUUGUGCUUUACUUACUGUGUCGCUAUGGCCUUCUGCCUGAGCGGAUUUCUCGCCGGCUAGUGCCCUAUGCCCUGUGGGUGCUCAUAGAUGCCCAGAUCUUCUGUUAUUUAGGAUUGAACUUUGCCCGCUUCCAUCAGGCCAGUGACACAGUAGGCUGGCAGGCCUUCUUCAGCUUCUCCUUCUUUUUGACAUUACCUUUACGAUUGACACCUAUAGUGCUCAUCACAGCUGUUUCAUGUGGUGUGCAUACAUUGGCGCUGGGCGUCACCAUCGCGCAGCAGCAGCAAGAUGACAUCCAAGGAGCUGCUCUUGGGAGACAGCUUUUGGCCAACAUCUUGAUCUACACCUGUGCAAUUACUGUGGGGCUCAUGUCAUAUUACAUGGCUGAUCGCAAACACCGCAAGGCCUUUUUGGAGGCCAGGCAGUCUCUGGAGGUGAAGCUGAAUUUAGAGGAACAGAGUCAGCAGCAGCAACGUCUACUGCUGUCUAUUCUGCCCAAGCACAUAGCAGAUGAGAUGCUACAUGACAUGAAAAAAGAGGCCAGUCAGAAAGAGAUGCAGCAGUUCAACACUAUGUACAUGUAUCGCCAUGAAAAUGUUAGUAUUCUGUUUGCAGACAUCGUGGGUUUCACCCAGCUCUCUUCUUCCUGUAGUGCACAGGAGCUAGUCAAGCUGCUCAAUGAGCUGUUCGCCCGUUUUGACAAACUGGCUGCUAAAUAUCACCAACUGAGGAUUAAGAUCCUUGGGGACUGCUACUACUGUAUCUGUGGCCUUCCAGAUUACCGGGAAGACCACGCAGCCUGCUCCAUAAUGAUGGGAUUGGCCAUGGUGGAAGCCAUUUCCUACGUUCGAGAGAAAACACAGACAGAUGUUGACAUGCGUGUCGGGGUGCAUUCUGGGACGGUUCUUGGCGGGGUGCUGGGCCAGAAGCGCUGGCAGUACGAUGUCUGGUCCACAGAUGUCACAGUGGCCAAUAAAAUGGAGGCUGGAGGUAUACCUGGGCGGGUACACAUCUCGCAGAGCACACUUGAGUGUCUUCAUGGUGAAUUUGAUGUAGAGCCAGGGAAUGGAGGUGAACGCUGUGAAUAUCUGAGGGAGAGAGGCAUAGAGACGUACCUGGUUGUCGUUCCCAAAGGGCCAGUGAGCAAGAAUGGCAUUAAUGGAGUGAAGCUGUCGGUGACCUCAUCUAAUGGGAACUCUCCUCUACUGAUCAACACUACAGAAUGUAACGGCAGCGUACACACAGCCUGCACCACACCUGAAGAACCAGAGGAGCUGGACACACGGGUGGUGAAUCCCUCGUUUCCAAACCCACGGCGGCGUCUUCGUUUGCGAGACCUGGCAGAGCGAGUUAUUGAUGCUCAGGAAAAUGAGCAGGAGCUAAACAAACUUCUUAAUGAAGCCCUCCUGGAGAGAGAGACAGUGCAGGCAUUAAAGGGAAAGUACACUAACCGCCUUUCAUUGCGCUUUGUGAACCCUGAACUGGAGACGCGAUUUUCAGUCGAAAAGGAGAAGCAGAGCGGAGCCGCCUUCAGCUGUUCCUGUGUAGUGCUGCUUUUUACAGCAGCAAUUGAGGCACUUAUGGACCCUCUGUUGAUAGCCAACUAUGUGACUCUAGCUGUGGGGGAAGUGCUGCUGCUGAUUCUCACCAUCUGCUCCCUGGCAGCCAUUUUCCCACGGGUAUUUCCUAAGAGACUGGUGUCAUUCUCUACAUGGAUUGAUCACACACGUUGGGCUCGCAACACUUGGGCCAUGGCAGCCAUAUUCAUCCUCACGCUGGCUGACAUAAUCGACAUGCUAAGCUGCCAGCCUCCACACCCUGGUGGGGACGUUCCUCCAGCCCCAGGUGGACACGGCGGGUGUUUGGAGAACCCAAAAUAUUACACCUACAUUGCUGUAUUAGCACUGAUUGCUACUACCAUGCUGGUGCAGGUCAGCCACAUGGUAAAACUUACUCUGAUGCUACUGAUCACUGUAGCCUCGGGAAUCGUCAAUAUUUACAGUUGGAGGGACAUCUUUGAUCAGUAUGAUGUAACCCACUAUAAGAAGUACAGAAUAUACCUCGUGCCAUCCAAAUAUACGAUGACUGUGAUGAUUUUUAUUAUGAUGGUCAGUUUCUACUACUUUGCACGACAUGUGGAAAAACUGGCCCGAACGCUGUUUCUGUGGAAAAUUGAGGUACAUGAGCAGAAGGAGAAGGUGUACGAGAUGAGACGCUGGAACGAGGCCCUGGUCACGAACAUGCUUCCGGAGCAUGUUGCCCGGCAUUUUCUGGGCUCCAAAAAGAGGGAUGAGGAACUGUACAGCCAAUCCUAUGAUGAGAUUGGGGUCAUGUUUGCAUCUAUCCCAAAUUUCUCUGACUUCUACACAGAGGAGAGCAUUAAUAAUGGGGGUAUUGAGUGUCUGAGGUUCCUCAAUGAAAUUAUCUCUGACUUUGAUAGUCUUUUGGAUGAGCCUCAGUUUCGCUCUAUAACCAAGAUUAAGACUAUCGGCAGCACUUAUAUGGCAGCAUCAGGAGUCACUCCUGACACCAAUGCUAAUGGCUAUGCUUGCAUGAAGCAAAAGGAGGAAUUGUCUGAUAGGGAGCGCUGGCAGCACUUGGCGGAUCUGGCAGAUUUUGCUUUGGCCAUGAAAGUUACUCUGAUGAACAUUAAUUAUCAAUCUUUUAACAACUUUAUGCUUCGCAUUGGGCUAAAUAAGGGUGCUGUUCUGGCUGGGGUCAUAGGGGCUCGGAAGCCUCAUUUCGACAUCUGGGGCAACACCGUUAAUGUGGCUAGUCGCAUGGAGUCCACAGGAGUGAUGGGAAACAUUCAGGUGGUGGAAGACUGCUAUAACAUUCUUAAGGACUAUGGCUUCCGUUUUGUGAGAAGAGGACCAAUCUUUGUUAAAGGAAAGGGGGAAUUGCUCACUUAUUUUCUAAAAGGACGAGAAAAACAGGGUUCCUUCAUCAAUGGCUCCUCUGUCACACUGCCCCAUCAGGUGGUGGACAGCUCUUGACCGACAUGCACAUAAAAUCUGCAAAUACAAAACUUCAAGCUAACCAUCGCCCACUCAAUAUAUGUAACAUAUUAAGUUAAACCUUUUAUUGGGGAAUUUCACAGAUUUUAAAAAUCUAUUAUAAUUCACUUGAUGAAAACCCAAGUCAUGGACAUUGAAUAGAAGAGAAAAAUUCCUAACAUGUGUGAUAGGAACCUGGGGUCAUUUAAACAAAGUGGCAUGUAAGUGAUUUAUAUAUAUAUAUAUAUAUAUAUAUAUAUAUAUAUAUAUAUAUAUAUAU